AAAAGAAGUAGAAAACUACUGACAAAUGGCACAUUAGAACUAAAAUGAUUGUAGGAGAUUGUGGAAUCAAAAUUGUAAUAAAAUAAUCAUUAAAAACCGUUCUAUAUAUAUUAAUGAAUUAUAAUAGCAGGUAAAAUAUUAACCCCGCCCAAGAAUAAUCCAAUGAACAGUACACUGCGGACAUGAAUUUGUUGAAAAGACUGACUUAAAAUUAUGUGAAUGCUUCGUUAUGGCGAUACCUGGGAAAGAACGCCAAGGUCCUUGUUUUUGGUGUUUCAAGGCACUAAAAUGGAUACCAGUCCUAUUCAUCGUAACAAUCGUAGUUUGGUCUUAUUACGCUUAUGUCGUGCAACUUUGUCUGCUGACAGUCGAAGAUGUGACUAGAAGAGUGCUGUAUUUAAUAUUCUACCAUGUAUUUUUCUUCAUGUUUUGCUGGUCCUACUUCCAGACUAUAUUCACCGAUAUCGGAACAGUCCCGAACAAAUUCAUUAUACCAGACAACGUCUUCGAAGCGUACAUGAAUAACGUCGAUAAUUUCGAAGCUCAAAACUCCAUCUUAGAAAACUUGGCUAAACGUUUACCGAUCACGAACAUUACGGUGAACGGGGGAGUGCGGUUCUGCGAGAAAUGCAGGGUACUGAAACCUGACCGCGCUCACCACUGUUCCGUGUGCGGUGUGUGUGUUUUAAAAAUGGACCACCAUUGUCCUUGGAUAAAUAACUGCGUGUCCUUUACGAAUUACAAGUUUUUCGUCCUGUUUUUAGCCUACGCCCUUACGUAUUGCGCGUACAUAGCGCUAACGUCGCUUUCUUACUUCGUAUCGUUUUGGAAAGGAGAUCUACCGGGAAGGGGGCGAUUUCACAUUUUAUUCCUGUUUUUCGUGGCUAUAAUGUUCGGAAUCAGCUUACUUUCCUUGUUUUGUUACCAUUGCUACUUAGUUAUCGAAAACAGAACCACGUUGGAAGCAUUCCGGCCUCCGAACUUUCGAAAUGUAGGGACUGAUAAAUAUGGUUUCCAUAUUGGCAAAUUUAACAACUUCAAAGAAGUGUUUGGAGAAAAUUGUAGCACUUGGUUCCUGCCAGUAAAUACAAGUUUGGGUAAUGGUUUAGAGUAUCCUGUACAUUCGCGCCUCCAUGCCAGUAGUUAUCACUCAAUGGACACCACCCAGAACAGUUCGGGAGAUGGGAUAAGUUACCGGCAAUGGCACGUGGACGAGGAUCAGGAAGGGCUGUUGCGUCCCAAUUACGAUGACGAGAACGACUCCAUUUGAGCGUGUAAAUAAAAGACCAAAGCUUUGAGAGUGUGGAUAUUUUUGAUCAUUUUUUUUUUGUCGUAAAAAGAGUUAGGUGUUUAUUGAUUUAAUUGAAACAAACAGAUUUUGUACGGUUUAACGCCAAAUAUAUUGUAUGUUCGAGUUGAAAAUAUUUGUUCGCUAAUAAAAUUUAAACUGCUUAUUCAGUUGCGUUUACGCAGAUCGUUUCGAUUUCUUCCCGAUGUCGGUCUUCCAACUUAAAUUUAACAAACUCAAAUAUUAUUAGCCUCGAACAUAUUUUCUACUUAUUGAAUUCGAACCCUUCGUACUAUCAAUAUUUUACUACUUCCCAUAAACAUUCUAUUUUUCUGUAAGUAUUUUUGUCGGUAGAGAAUUUAAAAACUAGCGCUGUGAUGGAUUUUUCUUAAAUAAAAC
Molecule: messenger RNA, 1687 nt
Organism: Phyllotreta striolata
Lineage: Eukaryota; Metazoa; Arthropoda; Insecta; Coleoptera; Chrysomelidae
Source: the annotation of a GenBank genome assembly